AUGUUAUUUUAUAGUAUUAAAUUAGUUAUAUUUUCAAUCAUAUUAGGAACAUUAACCUUAAUUUAUAAUAAUGACUCUGAUAGCUUAUAUAAAAAUUUGAAAUAUGAUAACAUCGUAUUAGGGCCAAUAAAUUGUAGAUCCUUAGCAGAAUUAUCGCAUGAACAUAGAACAAAUCAAAAACAUAAAAAUAACCAAUUAAGAGAAUACCAAAAAACUAAAGAAGAACAAUACAUAAAAAACAAAUAUCCAAACGAUGACGCAAAAACGAAACAAAAAAUACCACCAAUCACAAAUAAGAGAUUCCCUGGAACACCACCAAAUGAAACGAGUUCUAAAAAAAAAACAUAUGGUAAUGAAAAAGAAGAAAAAUCAAACAUAUCUUCUCGUCGCCUUAGAUAUUUGGAAAUGCAAAGAAAGCUUUAUAAUGAUUUUGAUGGAAAACAAGAACUAUAUUUUCGAAAACUUUCAGAUCAAUCAGAUGGUGAAAAUAAUUCUGGGACAAAAAAACGUUUGAAAAAUUGUUGUAUGUAUUUUCCAUUAGCAAUGCCUUUUUUGAUUCCAUUGUUUUUACGUUCACAUUAUAAAAGGAAACAUUGCAAAAAAUAA
Molecule: messenger RNA, 606 nt
Organism: Plasmodium adleri (nom. inval.)
Lineage: Eukaryota; Apicomplexa; Aconoidasida; Haemosporida; Plasmodiidae
Product: stevor PIR protein, putative
Exons: 2
Coding region: 1-606 (201 amino acids)
Source: RefSeq, a predicted model, not a curated record